GCAGGAUUGCGUACAUCAUUCGUGCCCACCAUUUCGAUCCGGCCCGGGACGGUUUGACGAUCGUUCGGCCCUGUGCUAUUGUUUCUGUGCCGCCAGUCGCUUCUUUUCCGUCGCUUCGAGCGCGUUGUUGUGCUGUUAUCGCGCGUGUUUCGGUGUGUUACGGCCAAUAAAGCCACUGUCGCGUGUCGAUCGUACAGUCGAAGUGCGAUAUUUGUGUGCUGCUUUUUGUGCUGAGAUUAAUGCAGCAGUCCUGUGUGAUUGUGCGAUAUUGUCAUUCUGGUGGUAGCCAGCAAGGUUGUGUGAUUUUGGGUUUAAGCAGCUUAAGCGCAGUGACCGCUCGUGCUCGCGCAAUCCAACGCAGACGCAAGAGAAGCCGACUGCCAGUGGGGUCCAGGAUUGAUGGGUGUUGAAGGAUUGUAGUAGCAUGGUAUUUAGGGGGUUAUUUUAGCAACAGCAAAACAAAAACGCAACCAUUAACGCAACCACUUCGCAGCCCCCGCUGGGUUUUAUGCAGCAAGUCCUUGGCACGUGUGUGAGGCACUCUGGUGGCGCGCAACGCCGAAUAUGACACACGCUUAGACGGGUGACUGUCAAAGCAACCACACUGCACCGCAGGUCUGACAUACGGACGAACCACCCUUGUCGCGAUGCCCACCAUGUCUUCCACGUGGAUCGAGGAGCGGCCGGGCGACCACGGCGGUAGUCCGGUCGCGCGACGACCCCACCGCGACGGCUCGGAACCAUGCUCGGACGUGUUCAGCAACAUCAGCAACCAGAGCGCCGGUUCGGGCCGGUCGUCCGGUGUACGCCGGUUCGGGGACAUCUUCCGCAACCGGCUGAAGCUGGCCGGCGUGGCCGCGAUGCGCACGUUCAACGAGAGCUUCCCCCAGGAGUGUAAGAUACACACGGACGAGGAGAACGGUGUGGAGACGCCCUCGCCGAAGGGUGCCAAAGCGGUCGGCCGGAUGGGCGAAUCGUUCGAUCGUUCGCUCGAUGCGGUGCUGGUGAACGAACGGGCGGCCGGACGCCGGGAUCGAACGUUCACCGAGCGCAGCAACACACUGGCGGGCACUGGUGGAACGGCGAUGACGGGGAAAGGUGCUGUAGGAGCUGGCGGUGGUGGUGCCGGUGCUGGAGGGUUGCGAUCGCGCCGCAGCUCGACAAUGUUCCGCCAGCGGACCACCCUACAGCGUACUUCGAGUGGAAUAAACGCCAAGACUUUUACUGAGGACGAGGUGAGCGAUAAGAGCGAACCGACGACCGGCAAAGGUGGACACCCGCGGCACACGCGCAAAGAGGACAGCAAAAAGACCAAACCGGACGAUGCGGCCCCGGUGGCACCCCGGACGACUGACUAUCCCGGCGGCGGUGGCGGCAAGGCGCUGCCGGUGGGUGAGCGGGGCCGGCUGGCAACGACGCAUCCGCGCACCAGCAUUGUGCACCGCGAACCGGUGGACGAGGUCGUCGUUGGGAAGCCGCCGAGCCGUGAACGCGUGAACUCUACCUCACACUACUCGACCGAGAAGAGUGGCUCGUCGGGUUACUACAGCACCAACCUCUACUCGACCGGUGGCAGCUCGGUGGACGAGCACAUCUACUGCGAGCCGAUCGAUCGGCGUAGCCCGCGCACCGAGCGGCUGGACGACGAGGAAGAAGUCCCCGCGGAGCGUUCGGGAUCGGACCCUGUGUCCAAACCGGCAAGUCAGGGCGCAGGCGAGACGGGUAAGACUGGCGCGAGCUGUGAUAGGAACCGGCGCGGGAACGAUCAAGAGCUGUCGGAGCUGCAGCGCAACAUUCGAGGGCUGGAGCAGUACUACUAUCCCUCGCCGUUGGCAUCUCCGGCCGUUCCAGUGCAGCUGAGUGUGAUGCGCGCCUCCGUCAUACAGCAGCAACCUUUACAUUCGUCGGCGGGCAUUGGGCCCGAGGGAGAACCACGCCCGGAAAGUGGCUGUGAAGUGCAAGAUCAGCAACAGUCACAGGAGCAGCAGGAACAGCAGCAACUGUCCGUAAUCAUGGAGGGUAACGAUGGUCAAAUUCCGCGGCCCAUCUGGCCCCUGGACACGGACGACUCGCUGAUGGACAUCAAUCUGGAGUCGUUUCGCAUGGCGAACCACAGCAGUCAGAACUUGAUCGGUUUCGAGAGUCCGUCGCUGUCCUCGAUCUCCGAGAGUGAAAUGUACGCGAUCCGCGAUCAAGCGAUGGAAGGGGCCGGCGAUGGAGGCACGCAAAGUCGCAAGAAGUCACAGUACGAGGAGUAUCUCGAGUUUCAUAACACGCGCAACAUACUGGAGCAGAUACGGGGUAAGCUGAACACGCUGCUGGAACAGCGCACUGAGCAGCAGCAGCAGCAGAAGCAGCAGGAAGAUCAUCCAGCACAGCGGAUACCGAAGACGGGCAAUCCGUUCGUGAAGGAUGCGGGACCGAGCGAGACGGAGCUGGAGAAGAACAUUGCCAUUCUGAAGGCGGACCUGGACGGGUAUCUGCGCACGAUGAACCAGAAGAAUGAGAACGAGAUCCGGCGCUUCUGCAAGGGAAUGAGCCGGGAGCCGAAAGUGGUGGCCGUACAGAAUGCGGUCGAGCAGCGAAACCGAUCACGAUCUGGAUCCAUAUUGAGUCUCGAGCAUGAUUACGAAAUGCUGGAGCGAGCUGGGGUCGUCCCGUACCCGACGUCCUGUGGUUCGGAGUUACCGUACUAUCAAGUUCUUCCACCGGAUAUCUGCGAGGGACGUCCGCCGGCAGCACUGCCCGCCGCCGCGCUGAUGCUAAACCGACGCAGCCCACCGAAUCCGUUCGCUCAGGAAGUUCGACAGCAGGGUGGUGGGCAGUCGGGGUCGAUUGGUGGACUGCACUCACUGUGUUGCCAGCAGCGCUAUCUGAACAGUGACGAAAUUCGGGUCUGCAACCGGUACGGUGGUUGCGAGCGGACGGACCCGAAUGCCAUGACCAUCGACAUGCCGGACAGUGAUGACGGUGAGGUUGGGAAGACGUUCGUGUCCGGCCGUGCUCCUGCUGGUGGUGGUGGUGUUGAUUGUCGAAGUGUCAGUAUUGGUAUGCCAGAGGAAGAAGCCGGUGUUGGUGGUGGUGGUGGUGAUAGGGCAAAACAUGGGUCGCGCGUGAAGCUGAAAGCGGACCCACCGGAUGGGUGCCCCGGUGCGAAGGGUGAUUGUUUGAGUGAUAGUGGGAGCGGGGGGCCGCAUAUGGCCCAUUGUGAUUUCAAUCAGCUGCAGCGCAACAUCACGCUCGAGCGCAUCAUCCUGAUGGAGAGCCUGGGCAAGUCGCGCAACGGCCAGUUUGGCGAUAAGGAGAAGAUGCUGCUCGAGUGGCACCAGAACAAACCGAGCUGCUGGGAGCUGUACUACGGUGCGAAUCGGGAGGAGCAUCCACCCCACCAGACGCUGAUCCGGAAGAUGAAGCUCGGCCGCAAGAGCACGGUGUGCAUUUCUUACCCCUCAACCCGACCCGAGUCGGACUUUACGCUGGACGUACCGCGGGCCGAGCAGCUGCGGCUGAAGAUGAAGAAGGAAAAGCAGUUCCGGAGCCGCUGCCGUUGGUUUUUCUACUUCCUGAGCAUCGUCUUCUUCCUGCUGUCCGUGAUGGUGGUCAGUUUGAUACUGACGCGUGGAAAGCGCAUGUUCGGGAGUAUGAUAUGAGUUGUUAUCUCGGGUCAAUUCGUUCACCCCGGGUGGCUCAUCCUAUUAGGUGUGCUGUAUUAUAUUUGCCUUUACCAGUCGAUAACGAAGAACCUAAGAAGCGCUCCAUGUUUUCCAGCGCAGGACUGGUGCCUACCACUUUUAGUCCCGUUGUUUUUUUAAAUCGUUUUUCUAAAUUUUAAUUCCUGUCAAACUAAGCACCACCGUAGCGCGAUUGAUACCGACUUUUUUUGUUUUUGUUGAAUAUUGUAUUUGUUUAUGUUUGUAUGGCCCCUCCCCCCUCUGCUGCCGAGAUGAUUGUUUUAUAUUGAACAUUCCUAUCUGAACUGGGAUACAGGGAAGCGUUUAAUUUCCAGUCUCCAGAAAGCUCUAGCACAGCCGCCGGAAGCCGACGCCGCAGCCAUGCGAUACGGCGAUCGAAUUGACAGUACAUCCCUCGACAAUUUUCCCACGAUUUCGUCCCAUCUCCUAAUAAGCAUCCCGCAGUCUCUCGGCGACAGCAGCGCGGGACAUGAGCUAUGAGUUGAAAAUAAUGAUAAUUUAGUUUUGAUUUUGAUCGAUGUUUUGAAAGUGAAUUAAUUUUCUGUUUUCAUUUCCUUGCCCGUGUUUCGUGCGUUUCAUUCCAGCCAGUGGAUAUGAACGCACGCAGGAAAUUACAUCCCUGCGUGUGCCUUUUGGCAGAUUGCGUCCGUAGUGUGUCAAUGUGGGGGAUGGAGAGGAGUGCGGAGGGCUUACAGGGGUGCGUUUUUUUACCAUGUCUAUUCUAUUCUCUUUACCGUGCUGUGCGUGUUCGCGUUCGAUUAGAUUUCGCUUUUACCUCCGGUAGGCUGCGCUAACGGAAUUGUUCCAUGUGAUCGAGCCGAACAGAUGGAGUUUUAAACACGCCGUGUAAUUCUUUGUACUGUGUGUUCUUGGGCAUUUUGUUUGAGUUGAAAUGUUUUUUUUUUUGGUAAUUUUUAUCACAUUUGUGGAAAAAGAACAACAAACUCAAAAGAGUUCUGGUAAAAGGAGGUUUAUGAGUAUGAGACUAACUGAUGUGCGCCAAUUAAAACAUCAUAUUGCAGACAUUUAGGCGCCUUGGAUCUUCGUUCGUGAUCGAUCGAGCAAAUGUCGAUUAAAUUGGACCGGUUUUGUUCGACGAUUGAAUUUGAUUUUCAAAUGCUUUACGUUGCUACGCUUACAACUAAUAACAUUUAAAGGGCCAAUAGAACUAACGUUGCCAAUUUCUCGUAAAACAAACCACUUUUGAUGUUCGUGAUACCAGUAUACCUAUCCUAUUACGAUACCAGUGCACUGCUCUAGCCGCAGUCGAAUGAUUGCUUUUACAAUGGAAACCAUCGUCAAACUCUUGAGACAAUUAUAAAGUUUUGUGUGUGUGUUUUUUUGUCCCAUUUUGUUCGUUUGCUCGUUGUGAUUGCUAUCUGCCCUGUGAGAUGCAUCUGUUAGUAGGUUAAUCGAGCGACGGAAUGCAAACGAACGGGGAUAGUGAGGUUAGUUGAUAAAGCAAACGACGACAAAACUUCCUCGGAGAUGAUCGAGUUCAUCAUAAGGACAGGAGUUCUUCCCAGUCGUACCGUCUAGACUGAAAGAUGGGAUUACGAUUUGCAAUGCAACCGACCAUGGUAUAAAACCUUGCGACAAAAAGCGUCUGAGGAUAAACUUCCCUAUCCCUCAGAACUCACCAUUAGUUCCGGGGUUGCUUGUUUGUGGUUGAUUUCAUUUGUGCACAAGCACAACAAGUUUUCUUUUCGUUAUUGUCUUGCAGCUUGACGGAACUGCACCCAAUCGGCUUCCCGCCCUGUCCUUGGCUGUAUGAUAAUUUUUUCCCUAAGGAAUUUAAUUUGCUUCCCUAUUGCAAGCGAAACUUCGACUUCGACAGUGUACGGAAGCGAAGUCCUGGGUCCGAAAGGGCGCCACCGCACAAAUCUUAUCCCGCUGCACGCUUCCAGUGAUCCUGUAAACCCAGUGAAGAUAUUUCCUUGCCCUUUUUCUUUCGCCGUUAGGACUAGUUAGGAUUGAUUCGUUUCCGUUUUGCAGCUUCCGACCACCACUUCCGAUGUUUCUGACGGUGAUAAAUUCCACGUAAAACCAUCCACGUACUUCAAAUCGUUCCGCAGCAGCCAUCCGAAUAAAACCCCAAAUACGAGCCCUUCCCUCCUCCCGACAAAGGAUCGAAAUUGAAUUUACUCUCCAAAGACGAGCCACAGCGAUACAAAAUGGCAUCGUUCUGCGUGGUACGCCGGUACAUUGUUGGAUGUGUACUUUUCCUCUUCGUUUGGCCAACUUUUUCCAUUCGCACUAGUGAUGAGUUUCUUUUAAUUUCUCUGUGGCGCAUUGUCGAGAACCGCGCGCCAAUAGCAAAUAGGAACAGCAGGAAGUUUUAUGUCACUGUUGAAAAACUCUCCCUCUCUCUCUGUUCUCAGUUGGUGUGUUACUUUCCCUUUGGGUAUCGAUUGGUGGUGGCUUUUUCCCGGGAACUUGGAUCGUCUUCGGAAGGCGGGUAAACUUCCCGCACCACCACCGAACAUGAAGUGGAGGAACAACACGGGCAAGCUCUUGUUUCAGCAAGGAUUCAGAAAGUGUGUUUAAAAUAAUUAAAAUCAGCGAAGGACAAAGCGAAGGCGUGGUGGAAAACGCUUCCCUACUAAGAAAUGAACACGCUGGGGCCGGAUAAAAAGUUACACGAGAAGGGCAAUGAAAUUAGAGAAAGAGCAAGAGCAAAAAGACAAAAGAACAGGAGCAAAUUAACCUUUUCAACAAUCGGGAGCGUCGGGUUAGCGUCGGGGUGAGGCUUGGUGUCAGCAGGAUGUUUAGCACUGUUCCGGGCACGGAAAUGAGGAACAAAAGGGCAAACAAAUCAAACCACCACUGGACGAUUUUCACCAAUAUUCGGACACGUUUUUUAUAUGGAUAUGAGUGGAUUGAGCUUUUUGCUGGGAAAAUGAUUGUAAUUUUUGUUCGCUGCUCUUUGUUGAUUGAAGGAAAUGUUAGAGAGUUGUUAAGCGAUGGGAUGUAAAUUUCGCUAAACAAACAAGCAGCAAGAGAGGAACGGAUAACAUAAAGAUUUCCAUGCAAUAAAAUGUAGCAAAUGUACAUAUUUUUUCAGGGACAGUUUCAAGCUGAGGCGAGCACAAUUGCGGUUAAUCUUGUAAUAGCUUUGACAUUGAUUUAUACAAUUAAAAACGAACAGAAAAAUGGUGCUGAAAAAUUGUAAAAAAAAAGAAUAUUUAAAACCAAUAAAGUAAGAAUACAGCAUCAUUUGCGAGGAAAAAAAACAAUCAUUUAUGUUUAAACUGGUGCUGAAAAGAGUAAACACGCGAAAAGAGUAAAGAGCGAGGAAACAUUAGGUGAGGAAAAAGCUAUAAAAUAUGUACGAUACACGAAAACUUUUAUCUUGUGAUUUUAGUCAUUACGCUGUACUGCCGAUUAGAUUAGAAGGUAUGAAGGAAAUGGUUCAUUACAGCAGGGAUGGAAUAUGAGGAAACCCAUUGCGGGUUUAAAAUUUCUCCGAACAACAUUAACAAAUGCGUUAAGAGUAUCAUGUCAAGCGAAUAAUAUGAACGAGCUAGGCUUACGUUAUUGCUCGGAACGAAAAUGUAAAUAGAUAAAUACCUUAGUAGGCUGUAAAUAGCGAAAAACGAACGAUGAAAUGCAAAGGAAGUGGAAGAAAUAAUAAAAGUAUUGAAAAAAAA
Molecule: messenger RNA, 7342 nt
Organism: Anopheles merus
Lineage: Eukaryota; Metazoa; Arthropoda; Insecta; Diptera; Culicidae
Exons: 4
Coding region: 648-3650 (1000 amino acids)
Source: RefSeq, a predicted model, not a curated record